GUCAAAGAAGUAAAAAAAAAGACGAGUUUCCUUGUACGAUAUGGUUUGUGAUUUUUUAUGAAUAUAAAUACAAAAAGUUUGAUUAACAACCAAAAAUAACCAUUAAAAAUUAACGUGGUUUUGAUUUUCAUCUCUUUGAUAAAGUCGCCUGCCUUGGCAGCCCAGUGUUUCUUCUUCUUCUUCUUUCGAGCUUUUUCUGAAAAUUCUCCCUAUUUUUUCUUGUUCAACACAAAGCCUCAAGAGCUUCCCAGGCAGGAGGAUCCUAUCAAAAGUAAGGACCUUUAAGGUCUUAGGAACUCACUGAUAUUCGAAUAGUCGAAAACUUGGUAUAACCAUCCAAAGAAUGGGUUGCUGCUGCUGUUGUUUCCCGAUUCUACCCGAAAGCUCAAGAACUAUAGAUGAGCAUGUUCCUCUAUCUCGUGCCCCUCCUUCCUCUGUUGUACCUACAGGAGAAGUAGAUAGAAAUUUGGCCUCUAAUCUAUACACUUCUCUUCAGCCGCCUCUUCCUGUAUCAGUUGCGCCUAGAAAUCUUCAAACUCCAUCGAAACUCCCAACAACUCAGACCAACUCGAGCGAAGGGUCUCGUGUAAUCACAACAAACAGUGUUCCGGAAAAGGUUUCAGAAAAGGAAACAUGGCGUGCUGAUGAUUUUACUGAUAUUGAUCUAAAGAAAAAGAAUAGAGAAACCAUCGACGAGUGUCCAAUUUGCUUAGAAGAAUAUGAUUUUGACAACCCGAAGUUGCUCACUAAAUGUGGCCACGAUUUUCAUCUCGCGUGCAUCCUUGAAUGGAUGGAAAGAAGCGAGGCUUGUCCAGUCUGUGACAAGGAAUUGGUACUCACUGAGUCAUAAUCAAGACAAAGAAAGGUACAGAAGAUUUGAUUAGGUGGCAUUAGGUGAUAGUGUGGUGGUAUAUGGUGAAACAUUGUUUGCUCUAUUUCAUUCAUCAUUUAUGAAGUUUCCUUUUGAUUGUUUUUUUUAUCUUCUUACCAAUCUUUGGAUUAUUCACAUCAGACAAAAGAUACAGAAGAAGACAUUAGCAUGUAGACAGAAAUUACAUUUUGAUUGUUUAAUAUACUUUGAAAAAUU
Molecule: messenger RNA, 1087 nt
Organism: Brassica napus (rape)
Lineage: Eukaryota; Viridiplantae; Streptophyta; Magnoliopsida; Brassicales; Brassicaceae
Product: E3 ubiquitin-protein ligase AIRP1
Exons: 5
Coding region: 344-850 (168 amino acids)
Molecular function (GO): ubiquitin-protein transferase activity
Source: RefSeq, a predicted model, not a curated record